UAAUAGGUACCUAUAUAAAAGGAAAACCAUUUAGAUACUUAAUAGUCAAUCGUUAUCUUUAGUACAAACCUAGUGAAUGAACAUAAUAAACAAUUUAUAAUAUAUAAAGACUUAUACUGCGAAGUCUAGAUCGUUUAAUAUCGUGUAAACUGUGCUACUAAACUACAAUGUAUCUUGUCAAUUUUUGUAUAGCAAUAAAUAUAAUUUCUGCAUUUGUGCAAUGCGAUGAUAUUACUAAACAAAGUGACCUCUCAUCAACGAUAAAAUCAAAUGAUGAACACCAAAUAACUAACGAGGAUACAGACAUGACUGCUGUAGAAAAAGUUAAUGUAAAAAUUUACUACGAAACUCUUUGUCCAUAUUGCAUAAACUUUUUUGUUUAUUAUCUGCAACCAGAGAUUGUCUCAUUGCACAAGUAUUUAAACAUUCGACUUUAUCCUUAUGGAAAUGCUGAAACCAAGGAAGAAGGUGACCACUACGAAAUCACCUGUCAGCACGGAGAGAGCGAAUGUUACGGGAACAAACUCCACGCAUGUGCCAUUGAUAUAAUAAAAAAUGUCACAAAAUCAACCCUGUACAACUGUUGCCUUAUGGGUAACCAGUCAGACGACAACGCUGCUACUGAGUGUGGUGUUCAAAUGAAAAUUGAUGCUGAUCCAAUAAAGGAGUGUGCAAAGAGCGAUAAAGGGAAUCAACUGUUGAAAGACUAUGGCGAAAAAAGUAUGUACGUGGGUUAUCCCGGGGUACCGUUUAUACUUGUGGACGGUAAGACCUCCUCCGCGGACGUCUUUAAAAAAGACAUCUGUGAGGCUUUCAUAGAGCCACCACCACCUUGUAAGACAUGAAGACAAUGUUUUAAUAAGUGACAAUAAUUUGAUGUAAAUUAUUAAAUUGUAAUAAAUAAA
Molecule: messenger RNA, 905 nt
Organism: Manduca sexta (tobacco hornworm)
Lineage: Eukaryota; Metazoa; Arthropoda; Insecta; Lepidoptera; Sphingidae
Product: GILT-like protein 2
Exons: 5
Coding region: 168-845 (225 amino acids)
Molecular function (GO): oxidoreductase activity, acting on a sulfur group of donors, disulfide as acceptor
Source: RefSeq, a predicted model, not a curated record